This is a messenger RNA of Kwoniella botswanensis, 1260 nucleotides long. RefSeq lists its product as uncharacterized. Gene Ontology annotation, molecular function: L-serine:pyruvate transaminase activity; L-alanine:glyoxylate transaminase activity. The transcript has 7 exons. The record is from RefSeq and is a predicted model, not a curated record. Bases 1 to 1260 code for a protein of 419 amino acids. Lineage: Eukaryota; Fungi; Basidiomycota; Tremellomycetes; Tremellales; Cryptococcaceae. Gene Ontology annotation, cellular component: peroxisome.
AUGGCUCAGAGCGUGCUUAGACAAUCUAUCAGAUCAAUCAACCCGUUACGUCGAAACUUCAGACCCGUUCUCCCCAUAAUCGCUAGAUCCUUUGGUACUUCUACGUUCGAGAUGUCUGAAUUCAAACAAGCUGAUCACAAAUUAUUGGUCAUCCCCGGUCCAAUCGAGUUCUCCGACCCUGUUCUCUUAGCCAACGCUACACCAGGUACCGCCCAUACCUCACCAGCGUUCAUUCCCGUCUUUGGGGAAUCAUUGAAACUCCUCCGAAAGGUGUUGCUGUCCACCGAAGAAUCGGGCUCUCAACCUAUCCUCAUCGCUGGAUCUGGUACCCUCGGAUGGGACGCUGUUGGAGUCAAUCUCGUGGAGAGGGGCGAUGAGGUCGUGGUGCUUAAUACGGGUUACUUCGGUGACAGUUUUGCUGAAUGCCUCGAGAUUUAUGGGGCUAAGGUAAACCAAGUCAAAGCUGAAGUCGGCAACAUCCCAACCGACGAAGCAAUCAUCUCCGCCCUUUCAUCGAAACCCAAAAUCAUCACCAUCACCCACGUUGACACCUCUACCGGUGUCUUAUCUCCCGCCGCACACAUCGCUUCCCUCGUCAAGAAACACUCGCCCGAGACUCUCAUUGUGCUCGACGCGGUCUGUUCAGUCGCCUCUGAAGAGAUCAAAUUCGAUGAAUGGGGAUUGGACGUCGUUAUCUCGGCUACUCAAAAGGGGUUGGGUGUACCUCCUGGUUUGUCUGUUGUUUUGGCUUCUAAGAGAGCCGUUGAGGUUUCCGAAAAUAGAAAGACCCCUCAACAAGGAUACUACAUCUCAUGGAAGAAGUGGAUCCCAAUCAUGAAGAACUACGAGGCUGGCAAACCAUCGUACUUUGCUACUCCUCCUGUCCAGCUCAUCUACGCUCUCAACACCUCGCUCAAGUCCAUCGUCUCCAAACCGAUCUCAGAACGAGUCGAGGCCCAUAAAGCAGCUUCUAAAUAUAUCAAAGAUGAAUUAUCUGCCAUCGGACUUGAUUUCGUUCCUAAGAGUAGAGAUAUCGCUGCGAACGGUAUGACAGCUGUCAAGUUCCCGAAGGGAUUGCAAGCUCCUGAUGUCUUACCUAAACUUGCCGAACGAGAUAUCGUCGUAGCGGCAGGUCUACACAAAGCCAUCGUCACUGAAUACUUCAGAAUCGGUCAUAUGGGCGUUACAGCCGUUGACAGACAACGAGGUGAUUUGGAGAAAGUCAUAAAAGGCAUUAAAGAGGUUUUGGGAAAGAAUUGA